UUAACAAAGGAUAUUCAGUCCUACUAUCUGUUUGUAACGUCUUGGAUGAUGAAGAUGGAGUCCAUCUUGUACAAAGAACAAAAAAGUGAGAAGUUGCAAGAGGACCUUAACAGCAGGUGUAACGUGUUUGUACAGGUGAGUAGUGUGUUGGCACAAACCCCGCUGGAACACAAGACACUCAGCUGCACGACAAAACAAGACAAGAAGGCGCUCUCUGUGUUUAGUGGCUUGCGAGGGAAGUCGGCCAAAGUUGAGGAAAAGAUUCCUUCACCUGAACUCAGCCAACUUCGACUGAUUCCUUCGCUACAGCUCUUUUUAUUGUCAGCAAGCAAAAGGGUGAUCUCUGACAAGAAGUACAGUGAGCAGCGGUUGGAUGUGCUGUCCUCGUUGGUGCUGGCAGAAAAUGCUUUGAGUGGUCCCAGCACAAAGGAGCGACGCCUUGUGGUGUCUCUGGCUCUCUGCGUCGGCACUCAGCUGAAAACUUUCAAGGAUGAGGAGCUUUUUCCGCUGCAGCUUGUACUGAAGAAGCUGGAUCUGAUUAGUGAGCUAAGUGAAAGGGUCAAGCUUCAGUGUGACUGCAGUUUCCUGUACUGGCACCGAGCUGUGUUUCCCAUCUAUCUAGAUGAUGUAUAUGACAACGCCGUAGACGCAGCACGAAUACAUUACAUGUUCAGUGCACUAAGGGACAGUGUGCUGUCUAUGAUGCACUCCAAACACAUGGAGUCAUGUGACCAGCUGCUGGAGAGCUACGACAAGGAGAUCAUGGACGUGUUCAAGGAGCACCUGCUCGACAAGCUGUGUAAGGAGAUUGAGAAGGAUCUGCGUCUCUCUGUUCACACGCACCUGAAGCUUGAUGACAGGAACCCUUUUAAAGUUGGCAUGAAGGAUCUGGCCCACUUCUUCUCCCUCAAGCCCAUUCGAUUCUUCAAUCGUUUCAUUCAUAUCAAAGCCUAUGUGACGCACUACCUGGAUAAAACGUUCUACAACCUGACGACCGUCGCUCUGCAUGACUGGGCCACCUACAGUGAGAUGAGAAACCUUGCUACACAGCGCUAUGGACUCACAAUGACAGAGGCUCAUCUGCCCAGCCAGACACUAGAGCAGGGUUUGGAUGUUUUGGAGAUCAUGAGGAACAUUCAUGUUUUUGUCUCACGAUACCUUUAUAACCUCAACAACCAGAUCUUCAUUGAGAAGGCGAGCAACAACAAGCACUUGAACACCAUCAACAUCCGUCACAUCGCCAACUCCAUCCGAACACACGGUACAGGAAUCAUGAACACCACUGUGAAUUUCACCUACCAGUUUCUGCAAAAGAAGUUUUACAUCUUCAGUCAGUUUAUGUACGACGAACACAUCAAGUCCAGACUCAUCAAAGACAUACGUUUCUUCAGAGAAACAAAGGACCAGUCUGAUCAGAAGUAUCCGUUUGAGCGAGCAGAGAAGUUUAACCGUGGCAUCAGGAAACUGGGCAUCACUCCUGAUGGACAGAGCUACCUGGACCAGUUUAGACAGCUGAUCAGCCAGAUCGGUGAGGAUGCUUUUAUUGGUUUCUGGUAUGCUGCAUCCUGUGCAGCCUCAUUUGUCCCAGAUCUGGAGGAUAUAGUCAACUUUGAGGAGCUGGUGAAAGAAGAGGGACUGUCAGAGGGGACCCAAAAAGCUGCUGGGGUGGUGAAAGAGCAGAGCGUUCAGUCUGCCAAUCAGGAUGAAAAGUUGCUGCAAACCAUGAAUCUCACCCAGAAGAGGCUGGACGUGUACCUCCAGGAGUUUGAGCUUCUCUACUUCUCUUUAAGCAGCGCCCGGAUCUUCUUCAGAGCUGACAAGACAGCAGCUGAGGAAACUCAGGAGAAGAAAGAUAAAGAAAACGCUGCCAAAGCAGGAAGCUCUGCAGACAGUUCCACCCCCGCUGACCCUGCCUCGAAGUGAGCCUCGCUGUCAGAUCACUGUCACGUACUGAAGAGGAGAGCUCAGCAGCAGGCUGCGUUCGUGUGUGCAGUUCAGGGAUUUAAAAUAACUGGAAAAUGUUGAAAACGGUAGAAAGACGAUGACUUUAAAACGCUUUGUGUUCUGUCACAGCACGGUCGUCUUCAUUAGACAAAGAAUGUGUACUUAAAGUGCUAAUCAGGAUAUCACCCCUGCAUCUAAUAACUCACUUUGUAUCAGUAGCAUUUACAAAUGCAGCAGCGUUUUAAAAAGAUGAGUCGGCUUAACAAAUCUAAUGUAAAAGUGUGUCUUUUGAUAUUUUUACUCAGUCUGGAUGAACGUAUUUUUACUACAGUACCGUCGGUCAUGAACUAGUUUGGAUCUUUGUUUCAAUUAACUGGUGUGCUGCCUAUUUGUUGGUGUCCACUGUACUUAUUGUGAUUCUUUAUGGCCUUCAAUGGAAACUUUGAAAUGAAGUCUCUUGUGAAUGUUUUCAAUGUAUAAUUUCACAUUUGUGUGCCAUAACUGUGUACCAUUUCUUGGUCCACUUUAUACGUUGUAUGAAUUAGGGCGUGUAUGUGCCUUUCUAAACUGUGGAUACUUGUUUUGAUAACAUAAUUUGGAAAUAAUUCAUCCGAUGCAAAAGAUACAGCGCUAAAAUUAAAUUAUUUUAUACUGCUGCUCUGAAGGUGUAUCAUUACAUUUUUUGUUUUCCAGUUUUGUAUCUUAAGCAUGUGGUACAUGUGUAAUUACAUUCCAUGUAUUAACUAAAGGAAUAAAAAAUAAACUUUGCAUUUUCAGCAGA
Messenger RNA from Neolamprologus brichardi, 2725 nucleotides. NCBI's taxonomy places the organism in Eukaryota, Metazoa, Chordata, Actinopteri, Cichliformes, Cichlidae. The record is from RefSeq and is a predicted model, not a curated record.